Messenger RNA from Engraulis encrasicolus (European anchovy), 3146 nucleotides. RefSeq names its product heterogeneous nuclear ribonucleoprotein R (gene hnrnpr). The transcript is spliced from 11 exons. NCBI's taxonomy places the organism in Eukaryota, Metazoa, Chordata, Actinopteri, Clupeiformes, Engraulidae. Gene Ontology annotation, molecular function: mRNA binding. Bases 146 to 2041 code for a protein of 631 amino acids. Gene Ontology annotation, cellular component: ribonucleoprotein complex; nucleus. The record is from RefSeq and is a predicted model, not a curated record.
GCCUGGGUUGUCUGUGUUGUCUCGUGGGUAACGUUAGAUCCAAAGAAUUAUUUUUUAUGCCCAGCACGGUUUGACUGCUUUUGAAAACAAUUGACGGAAUAAUUAAAUCACAUUUUUUGUAUCGUCUCGGAAUAUAUAGGAAGGCAUGGCUGCGGAGGUGAACGGCGGCUCCACUCCGGUGAAGGAGGAGGAGGAGCCCAUGGACGUGACAGUAACGCACACGGAGCACUACCAGACCCUGCUGGACGCCGGCCUCCCGCAGAAGGUGGCCGAGAGCCUGGACAACAUCUUCCAGACCGGUCUGGUGUCGUACACUGACCUGGAUGAGCGAGCCAUCGACGCCCUGCGGGAGUUCAACGAGGAGGGAGCCCUGUCUGUCCUGCAGCAGUUUAAGGAGAGCGACCUCUCCCACGUGCAGAACAAGAGUGCUUUCCUGUGCGGCGUCAUGAAGACGUAUCGACAGAGGGAAAAGCAAGGCAGCAAAAUCCAGGAGUCGACGAAGGGACCAGACGAGACCAAGAUCAAGGCUCUGCUGGAUAGGACGGGCUACACCCUGGAUGUCACCACGGGCCAGAGGAAGUACGGCGGCCCCCCUCCUGAGGAGAUCUUCUCCGGAGCACAGCCGGGAGUCGGAACAGAGGUGUUUGUGGGUAAGAUCCCGCGGGACCUGUACGAGGACGAGCUAGUGCCACUGUUUGAGAAGGCAGGCUCCAUUUGGGACCUGCGGCUCAUGAUGGACCCGCUGACGGGCCAGAACCGCGGCUACGCCUUCAUCACCUUCUGCAGCAAAGGGGCUGCCCAGGAGGCCGUCAAGCUCUGUGACAACUAUGAGAUCCGGUCUGGGAAGUAUCUGGGAGUGUGCAUCUCGGUGGCGAACAACCGCCUUUUUGUGGGCUCGAUACCAAAGAACAAGACCAGGGAGAGCAUCCUGGAGGACUUUGGCAAAGUCACAGAGGGCCUUCAGGAGGUGAUCCUGUACACGCAGCCGGACGACAAGAAGAAGAACCGCGGUUUCUGCUUCCUGGAGUACGAGGACCACAAGUCGGCUGCUCAGGCCCGCAGGCGCCUCAUGAGCGGCAAGGUCAAGGUGUGGGGCAACCCCGUCACCGUGGAGUGGGCCGACCCCGUCGCCGAGCCGGACCCAGAGGUCAUGGCCAAGGUGAAGGUGCUAUUUGUGCGUAAGCUGGCCACAGCGGUGACAGAGGAGCUCCUGGAGAAGACCUUCUCUCAGUUCGGGAAGCUGGAGCGCGUCAAGAAGCUCAAAGACUACGCCUUCGUCCACUUUGAGGAGCGCGAUGCCGCUGUUAAGGCGAUGGACGAGAUGAACGGUAAGGAGCUGGGCGGAGAGGAGAUCGAGAUCGUGCUGGCCAAGCCCCCCGACAAGAAGAGGAAAGAACGCCAGGCACAGAGGCAGACCACCAGGAACACAGGGUAUGACGACUACUACUACUACCCCCCUCCCCGUAUGCCGCCACCGGGUCGGGGCCGAGGACGUGGGGGGCGCGGGGGCUAUGCGUACCCCCCAGACUACUACGCGUACGAAGACUACUACGAGGAUUACUACGGCUACGAUUACCAUGACUACCGCGGCGGCUACGAAGACCCCUACUACGGUUACGACGACGGCUACGCCAUCCGCGCUCGCGGCAGCCGCACCAGCCGAGGGGGCCCUCCACCCCCCAGGGCCCGGGGUGCACCCCCGGCACGCGGCAGGGGGGGUUAUGCACCCCGCGGAGCACCCAUGGGGGCCCCCAGAGGCGGGCGCGGCGGCCGAGGAGGUCCCUUUCCUCCCCAGAGGGGGGGCCGCGGCACCAGGGGCGCGCGGGGCAACCGCGGAGGUAACGUCGGCGGCAAACGCAAGGCGGACGUCUUCAACCAGCCCGACUCCAAACGCCGGCAGACGACCAACCAGCAGAACUGGGGGUCGCAGCCCAUCGCCCAGCAGCCCCUGCCCCAGGGCGGUGAUUAUUCUGGUAACUAUGGUUACAGUAAUGACAACCUGGAGUUCUCCCAGGAUUCAUAUGGGCAGCAGUGGAAGUAAGAUGCCACAAAACAAACGAGAGGUCGCCCAACGGCGGUCUUUCGGGCAGUGGCAACAGCAACAGAGACACACAGAAACACAUGCGUACACUCACACGCACUUACAGACGUACACACCCACACAACACCAGUCAGUUACAAAAACAAAAACACUUUGACAUCUCACUCAAUUUGGCAGCCACUUUUUAUCGUUCAUCUUUUCUUCCCCUCUCAUGAUCUCAAAGUAUCAGAAAAACGGACAGAAUGCAGAAAUGCCCCCCCGAAGGUCAGCAUUGGCUUGAAGUCCAUUUUGGCUGAAGAAUGUAACUUUCUUUUCUUUUUUCUUCUUUUUUUUUAGCUGUGGGCCAACCCCUCCCCAAAUGUUAAUUGUAUUGAUCACCCAUUUAUAAGUUUGAACUGCCAUGGCAACAUGGGAGUCUCAAUGUCUUUUCAGAAAAGAAAGAGAAAAAAAAUGGGCAAAAUUUUUAUUGUGUUUUUUGUUUCUCACCCUUUUUUUCUUAUUUGUUCUUUUUUAAAGAAAUCGAUGGUGGUAAACAUUUUAAAAAGUGGACAUGUGUUUAUUUUUUUCUUUCUCCAAAAAAAAAAAAGUCUGAGAGGACAUUAAAAUCAUGAAAUGGCCUUGCAGGAAGCUCAUGUCAGACCCCCCCCCCCACCCCCACCACCCCCUGUCUUCAUCUAUUCCCUGAGAUCCUCCCCUUCGCUCUCUCCUCCCCCCUUUCUCAUUUCUACCUAGUAGCAUAGGGACCUUGCUUGUAUAUAACGGCUUAAAGGCUAGAGCUUCAUUUCAUUUUAUUUUUUCAUUAUUUUGGUGGAGAAAAGAAUCCACAAGAAGGAGAGAGAGAAGGUUUUUGUAGCGGUUAUAAACGUGUAUGUCUAGUUUCUAGAAGUAGUUCAAUUGUGUUUUUUAAAACUGAUAUUACUAUAAUAAUUAUUACUUCAAACAUUUUUUGUUUUGUUUUUUUGUUUUACUUUCUUGAAAAAAUGCUCGUAAAAAGGAUUUGGUUUGGCUCACCUUAAGAGCCACCCCAGGUUGUUCUCUGAUGUUUGUAUUUAUAACGUUUUUUGUUUUGUUUGUUCUGUUUCAAUAAAACUCAAAUCGAGCAUCA